GGCAUUUACUAGAUGAGGCUGAGACUGAAGGAUAUCACCGUUGCUUUACUUUAAGUAGCAUCAUUGCAACUACCAAUGAAACGGACAAACUGCGCCAUUACAACCGAGUAAACAUUGAAGAAAGUUAAGCGAUGAGCUACUAAGAAAAUGGAAUUGGGAAUUAGCUUCGGCAUAAACCCCGCACUAAGAAUUGCCCAGCAAAUCUUCACCCCACCUUCCCUCGCCCCACUACAAUCACGACAGGUCUCCUGAUUAUCUAACCUGGAAGCUCAUAACUUGACUUUGAUAAACGAAUCCCCCGUUACUCAUUCCUAGCCACCGCGGAUUUCUAAGUUUCUAAAUCUCGUUCUUCGAACACAAAUUCACAACAGCUAUAUUUCUUCUUUAAAGAAGAAGGAAGAAGGAACUUCCAAAAAUGUCACCACCGCCCGUCUACCUCCUUGACGGCGGUUUAGGUACAACCCUCGCAGACCAACACGCCUGCACCUUCGACGACAGUACUCCCCUCUGGUCAUCUCACCUCCUAAUCACCGAUCCAGCUACUCUUCUCGCAGCUCAAACCGCAUUUGUUAACGCUGGCGCGGAUAUCUUGCUGAGUGCAAGUUAUCAGGUGAGUUUUGAAGGGUUUGCAUUGACCAAGACGAAGGUUGGUGAUGGCAUUGGGGAAGAGAGGGCGGGGCAGUUGAUGAGGAGUGCGGUGGGGAUUGCGAGGAAGGCUUUCAUAAAUGGAGGAAGGGAAGGGACGGAGAGAGGCAAGGUGGCAUUGAGUCUUGGCGCGUACGGAGCAACUAUGAUUCCUUCCCAGGAGUACAGCGGGAAGUACGAUGAAGCGCGGUUAUCCGUCUCCGGGCUGAAAGAGUGGCAUCUGAAGCGCCUGGGGGCAUUUACACCUACCUCUGGUCUCGGAGCAGGAGUGGCGAGGAGCAACAGUCUUGACGAGGAAGAGCGAUGCAGGUGCUGGAAGGAUGUGGAUCUUAUUGCUUUUGAGACUUUGCCGUUGCUAGAGGAGAUCACGGCUGUUAGGCAGGUUAUGCAUGAGCUCCAGGCUGGGGCAGUAGACCAGAGGGACUUUUGGAUUAGUUGUGUUUUUCCGGGGGAGGGAACGGGGCUGCCGGACGGGAGUAGUGUAGAGGAUGUGGUGAGGGCGAUGUUGGAGAGGAGAGAAGGAGAGAGUAUGCCGAUGGGAGUUGGUAUCAAUUGUACGAAGGUUGGCAAAUUGAAUGACUUGGUGUUGGAGUUUGAAAGGGUUGUUGGACAGGUGGUGCAAAGAGGCGAGGCUGACUGGCCAGCACUGGUGGUUUAUCCUGACGGGACUGAUGGGGAGGUUUAUGAUACUGUGACGAAGGAAUGGGUCAAGAGUGCCCCUGGGGGUAAAAGUGAAGUAAGUUUGCUCUCGUAACUACGGGCUCGGGGACAUUCUAAGGAAAUUGACUUUCAUAGACAUCGUGGGACGAUACUGUGUUCAGAAUAGUGGACCAAGCUAGGAAACGAGGAUGCUGGCAAAGUAUACUCGUGGGUGGGUGCUGCAAGACCACGCCGGA
Molecule: messenger RNA, 1541 nt
Organism: Cadophora gregata
Lineage: Eukaryota; Fungi; Ascomycota; Leotiomycetes; Helotiales; Ploettnerulaceae
Exons: 1
Coding region: 416-1399 (327 amino acids)
Biological process (GO): S-methylmethionine cycle
Molecular function (GO): S-adenosylmethionine-homocysteine S-methyltransferase activity
Source: RefSeq, a predicted model, not a curated record